AUGGCAGAUGUUCGAUCUCUGCUCAAAAGUGAGCGCGCUGCUCGCCGCAUCCAACAUAAAUAUGCUUCCUAUUCCACGACUGGCACACUCCUGUGUGUAGUUUGCCAUUUACAACUAAAGAGCGAGUCACUGUGGGAUGGCCAUCUGAGGUCGGCGGGCCAUAUUAUGCGCCUAGAAAAGCUGCAACUCCAAGCUAGUGAACAGGAACAGGAGCAAGAGGGAGAGCAGAGGCCGGAAGAGCAGGCUGAGCGGGUCCGGCCCAGUGAUGACAACAAGAAAAAAAGAAAGGCGAGCAGCAACGAAGAAGACACAAUUCGAAAACGAGGCAGACCAGCGAACGGGUUGCCUGGCAAUUUCUUUGAUCCAGCAACCGUGCCCUCUGAAUCCCGCGUUGUGCGUCCUAUGAAUGAAAUCCAGAUCCCUUCCAGGCCUGCAACUCCCUUGAAAGCCUCCCCCGGUUCUGGGCAGCCAACUGUCGACGAGGAUGAAUGGGCUGCGUUUGAAGCAGAUAUCGCUGCGGCAGAGCUUCCAGCCGCUGUAGAUGCCGUAAUCUCGGCACCAGCGAUGUCUACUGCUGAUUUGGUGGCGCAAUCCACGGAGGAAUCGAGCAAGCAGCGAAAGGCAAGAGAAGAAGCUGAGGUAGAAGGCGAUAAAGAAGAUGCCGAGAGGAAACUAGAAGACGAGUUCGACCGGAUGGAGGGCUUAGAAGCGAGGGUCCGGAGACUAAGAGAGAGGAGGGAAGCUUUGCGAAAAAUGGAUAUGGCCGUUAAAAAUCCUACAACCCAAACAAAGCCAUUAGGCACGAUAGGAGGCAUAAACAAUGAGGAUAAGGAUGAUGAGGACGAGGGCGAUGAGGAUGAGUGGGAUGGGUUCAGGAUGAAGUGGUAG
Molecule: messenger RNA, 888 nt
Organism: Venustampulla echinocandica
Lineage: Eukaryota; Fungi; Ascomycota; Leotiomycetes; Helotiales; Pleuroascaceae
Exons: 1
Coding region: 1-888 (295 amino acids)
Biological process (GO): mitotic DNA replication checkpoint signaling; nuclear DNA replication; mitotic DNA damage checkpoint signaling
Cellular component (GO): nucleus; spliceosomal complex
Molecular function (GO): zinc ion binding; nucleic acid binding
Source: RefSeq, a predicted model, not a curated record